AUGUCAAAUCAACAACAAUUAACAAUAGUUUCUGCACCAGGGAAAGUUCUUAUCGUCGGCGGAUACCUUGUGCUUGAUCGAUCAUUCAAUGCAGUUGUCAUUAGUACAGAUUCGAGGUUUUAUUGCAUGAUUAAGGACGGACAAUGCCCAAACAAAGUAGUAGUCAAAUCACCACAGUUCGAGGAGGCUGUCUGGGAAUACGAUGUCGAGGAUUUGGAAUCUUUUAAUCAGAAAAAUCAAAACAAUCGAAAUACGUUUGUUCGGAUUGCGAUAAAAUAUACACUUGGCAUUAUAUCACAAAGGAUUGAGAGCAGCGCAUUUGCUGAAAUAAUCAGCAGAGGACUCGAGAUUACAAUCCUGGGAAGUAAUGACUUUUAUUCACUAAGGGAACAGCUAGUCAACUCCCAUCUUCCACUAAUUACCGCCUCUAUGCGUCUUAUAGACCCACUGUCAUCAUUCCACGCUCCCAUAUCAAAAGUUCAUAAAACGGGUCUCGGUUCAUCUGCGGCGCUGGUCACCUCUAUUGUUACGGCAUUAUAUGUUCGGUUCGGAGUCGUGCACCAGAAUGAGCAUGACGAAGAUUAUAGUAGACAUUUGGUCAAUAAUACGGCACAGAUCUGUCACGGACUUGCGCAGGGAAAGAUAGGAUCGGGGUUUGAUGUUUCUGCCGCGGUCUGGGGUAGUCAUGUUUAUAAAAGGUUUUCUACAAGUGUUGUCGAGGAAGCUUUUGCUGUUAAUAACGAAGAUCAUAGUGAGGGCAUAGUCAAUUUUAAAACACUCAGCCAAAUAGUGGAGCCCGACUUUAACAAGUGGGACAGCGUGGUUAGACCUACACGUCUUCCUCCUCAAUUUAUUCUUAUGCUUGCUGAUGUGGAUGCUGGAUCACACACGCCUUCGAUGGUUGGAAAAGUAUUGGCAUGGCGGAAGACUAAUCCGGAAAAAGCCACUAAAUUAUGGAACGAGCUCGGAGCUUGUAACCAGAAAAUAGAGGAUGGGCUAAGGUAUUUGGAAGAUAUGAGUGAAGUUGAGAGUGAACUGUAUGAAGAAGGAAUAAGACGUUGCUCUGAACUACCGGGAGAGAAGUGGUCGGAACUCAGUAAUAGUAGUCCUCAUAACUCGGUCAUACGAUUCAUGGACCAUAUUUACCAAACAUUCCAACAAAUACGCAAUUUGCUAAGGCAAAUGUCAACCGAGUCAGAAGUACCAAUCGAACCGCCAGAACAGACAGAAUUGCUCGAUGCUUGCAUGAAAGUGGCUGGUGUGGUCAUGGCCGGUGUUCCUGGUGCCGGUGGGUAUGAUGCUAUAUUUUGUGUUUGUAUCAGCGAAGAUGCAGUAGCUGAAGUCGAAAAAGUAUGCGAGUCGUGGCGGGCUAUGAAUGUCCUUCCGUUGCUUUCACGAGAACUAGCAACGGGGUACCUUAUUGAGAAGCUGGAGGAUGUUAAGGGAAUAGAUAAGUACAUCUGA
Paraglomus brasilianum is the source of this 1464-nucleotide messenger RNA. The record is from the annotation of a GenBank genome assembly. NCBI's taxonomy places the organism in Eukaryota, Fungi, Glomeromycota, Glomeromycetes, Paraglomerales, Paraglomeraceae.